GCUCAGGCCCGCUGUCGGUCUUCACAGCCCACAGGAAAAAUGCCAUUAUUUUUCUCACUCCAAAGAUUUUCCCAAAGUAUGAAGUGAAUCCAGGCAUCUGGGCACCCCAUGUACCCCCUGCCACCCACCGGGCACGUAGCUGGAGGAGCAGAGCACCUCCAGUUCCCGUCCCAGCUGCUUCCACCAGGCUUCGCUGCCGUCCCCGUGGGGGUGCGAGGCCAGGGAGGCGGGCGCAGGCACCCGCUGCCCCAACCUGCCGAGGCUCGUCCUCUUCCAGCAGGACUUUCAGGUUCCCGCAGUCCCGGCGGGGCCACGCGGGGCUGGGCUGGGCUACAGCGAGCCCAGCACGAGCCGCGCUGGGGGUCCGGCAGCAGGACCACACUUCAGCUGGACGCGGGGCAUGGGCCCGCGGGGGUCCUGUGCCCGCAGCCCCCAGGGCUCAGGCUCCCGCCGGGUGCCGGUGCUCCAGGGGUGGAGGUGAGCGGCUCUGCUGGCACCCACCGGAGAGGGAUGGUGCUGGGACCCUCUCGGGGCACAUCCCUGCCGCCCCCCGCCAUGCCCGCCGCCCUCCGCCUACUCUGCGGGGUGGUGGUGCCGGCUGCCAUGCUCUGCACCGAGCCCCUGCCCCGCAUCACCUUCCCUAGCGAGGACCCACGGCGGACCCUCACCCACUUCAGCCAGGACAACGUCUCGCACUAUGACAUCUUCCUCCUGGAUGAGAGUGAGGAGGAGCUGUAUGUGGGGGCACGUGACCGGGUGCUGGCCCUCACUGUCACCCCCGGCAGCAUCCGUGCAAGAGCCUCGAUAAUGUGGGGACCCACGGCUGAGAAAACCUCUGAGUGUGCUUUUAAGAAGAAGAGCCAAGAGACCGAGUGCUUCAACUUCAUCCGAGUCCUGGUGGCCCUGAACCAGACCCACCUCUACGUCUGUGGGACCUAUGCCUUCAGCCCUGCAUGCACCUACAUUCACCUGGAGAACUUCACAUUGGUGUCCAGCGGCAGAGGACAACCCUUCCUGGAUGGGAAGGGCCAGUGCCCCUUUGACCCCCAGCACAACUACACGGCCCUGCUGGUGGAUGGUGAGCUCUACACUGGCACCAUGAACAACUUCCAGGGCAACGAGCCCAUCAUCUCCCGCUCGCUGGGCACCCGCACCCUGCUCAAGACAGACGCCUUCCUGCGCUGGCUCUCUGAUGACGCUGCCUUCGUGGCCUCCUUCAGCAUCCCUGGGGACGACAAGGUCUACUUCUUCUUCGAGGAGACAGCCGAAGAGUUCGACUUCUUCGAGCGGCUCCUGGUGCCGCGGGUGGCCCGUGUCUGCAAGAGCGAUGUGGGGGGGGACAAGGUGUUGCAGAAGAAGUGGACGACAUUCCUGAAGGCACAGCUCGUGUGCUCCCAGCCCGGCCACUUCCCCUUCAACGUCAUCCAUCAUGCCUUUGUCCUGCCCCGCCGUGGUGGCGGCGCCGACUUCUACGCCGUCUUCACCUCGCAGUGGCAGGCAGGCAGGGCGGGCAGCGCCGCCGUCUGUGCCUACAGCCAGAAGGAUCUGGAGAAGGUCUUCGAGGGCAAGUACAAGGAGCUGAACAAGGAGAGCUCCCGUUGGACUGUCUACAGUGGCCCUGACAUGAGCCCCCGGCCUGGCAGUUGCUCCGUGGCUCCCUCCUCAGACAAAGCCCUCACCUUCAUGAAAGACCAUUUCCUGAUGGAUGAGAAGGUGUCACCCAUCCAGGGGAGGCCACUCCUGGUGAAGUCAGAUGUCACCUACACGCGCAUCGCAGUGGAUGAGACUCGUGGCAUCUCAGGGACCACCUACCGCGUCCUGUUCCUGGCCACAGCGAAGGGUCUCCUGCACAAGGCAGUGGAGCUGCCCGAGGGUCCCCACAUCGUGGAGAGCAUUGAGCUCUUCCAGACACCAGAGCCAGUGAAGAACCUGCUGCUGGCCCCAGGGAAGGGCACCCUCUAUGUGGGCUACUCCAGAGGUGUCCUCCAGGUCCCACUGGCCAACUGCAGCCUGCACCGGAGUUGCGCCGAGUGUGUGCUGGCACGGGACCCCUACUGCGCCUGGCAUAGCCCCGAGGGCUCCUGCCAGCCCACCCACAUGGCCACUGAGGACAGGAGCAUGUGGCUGCAGGACAUCGAGACGGGGAGCCCGGCCACCACAUGCCACCGUGGGAGGAGCAUGGCCAUGCCCCGGGCCUGGGGGCCACCAGAGGAUCCCACCAUACAGGUGCUCAACCCCCAGCCAAACACCAUCGUCCACCUGCUGUGCCCCUGCCACUCUGCACUGGCCACCUACAGCUGGCAGCAGCCCAGCAGUGCCCAGGAGAACACGAUGCAGCUGCCUGACCACACGCUGGUGGUCAUCGUGCAGCCAGGGACAGCCGGCAUCUACAAGUGCCAGGCCAUGGAGAACGGCUACACCUGGACCGUGGCUCACUAUCAGCUCAAAGGCUCUGCUGAGGUGGCCCUGGGAGAUGGGCUGGAUGAGGAGGAGCUGGCCUGGGGGUCCUCGGCCAUUGGCACCCCCGUGUCGUACUGGUCGCAGUUUGUGACGGUGACGGUGCUGCUGGUGGUGACAGUGACCGCGGCUGCCUGCCUGGCCCUGCUCGCCUACCGCGACCAGCUCAAGGCCCGCAGCAAGGUGCGGGGCUGCAGCGCUCCCCACAGCCCCCCGUCCCGCCACCGGGAGAAGGUGCCCCUCAACGGGGGCACCGGAGAGCCCCCGGCGCCCGGAGCCGCCACUGAGGAGGAGGAUGAAAGCUCCCACGCUUGCUGCCUCCAACUCGAUGGGGACAUCGACGUGGACAACAACCGGCUCCACGUGCCGGGGCAGAACACGGCGUGACACUGUCAGGGGACACCCUGGGGAGGGUGGGAGGGAGGGGAUGUGAAUG
This is a messenger RNA of Pseudopipra pipra, 2893 nucleotides long. RefSeq names its product semaphorin 4A (gene SEMA4A). NCBI's taxonomy places the organism in Eukaryota, Metazoa, Chordata, Aves, Passeriformes, Pipridae. The record is from RefSeq and is a predicted model, not a curated record. Gene Ontology annotation, cellular component: plasma membrane. Gene Ontology annotation, molecular function: chemorepellent activity; semaphorin receptor binding. Gene Ontology annotation, biological process: neural crest cell migration; negative regulation of axon extension involved in axon guidance; axon guidance. Bases 109 to 2844 code for a protein of 911 amino acids. The transcript is spliced from 15 exons.